Messenger RNA from Ceratina calcarata, 3722 nucleotides. RefSeq lists its product as uncharacterized. Gene Ontology annotation, biological process: sensory perception of smell. Gene Ontology annotation, cellular component: membrane. The transcript is spliced from 19 exons. Gene Ontology annotation, molecular function: sulfuric ester hydrolase activity; olfactory receptor activity; odorant binding. The record is from RefSeq and is a predicted model, not a curated record. Bases 152 to 3652 code for a protein of 1166 amino acids. Lineage: Eukaryota; Metazoa; Arthropoda; Insecta; Hymenoptera; Apidae.
UGUCCCCAGUAGUUCAGUAGCACUGAAACUCUUCGGCCAGUAUCCUCACGGUCUAUUUUGAUAUUUCGAACGUAAAUUCACAUAUUACUGCAAUCUCUUCUUUAUUAUAAAAUAAUAAUUUACGAAUCGUUAUCCCAUACGUUUUACAAGCAUGACGAGUAGAGACAGCCGACCGAUGAUCAGCUUUCAAAUGAUCGGUGCUGGGCCCAAUUCAUCUUACCGGACAUUGAAGGUUAUCCUGACUUUCACGGUGUCUGUGAUCGUUUCCUGGGGAUUGUACUAUGCAGUGGCUGUACAUGAAAGAGGAACAGAUGGAAGGCGACCGAAUAUAAUUGUUAUUAUGGCGGACGAUCUUGGUUGGAACGAUGUAAGCUUCCAUGGUGCCAAUCAAAUAGCCACGCCAAAUAUAGACGCUCUAGCUUACUAUGGCGUAAUACUGCAACGGCAUUAUGUUUUACCAAUAUGUACACCAUCAAGGACAGCCUUUCUUACCGGACGUUAUCCUAUACGAUCAGGUAUGCAAGGGUAUCCUUUAAAAGCAGGCGAAGCACGCGCGAUUCCUUUAAACAAUACCCUUUUACCAGCCCAUUUAAAGAAAUUAGGAUACGCAACUCACCUUGUGGGCAAGUGGCACGUUGGCUAUUACGAGGAUAAGUACACACCUGCCUAUCGCGGUUUUGAUACCUUCUUGGGAUAUUACAAUGGUUACAUCUCGUAUUUCAAUCAUACCAUCGAACAAGAUAAUCAUGUCGGGCACGAUUUGCAUUACGAUAUCCCAGGGCACUUAUCUCCUAAAUAUAAAUACGAAUACAUGACUGAUCUGAUAUCAGAAAGAGCGGAGGACAUAAUUUUGGGUCACGAUCAGUCUAAACCCCUUUAUCUACAACUAUCUCAUCUUGCUCCUCAUUCUAGCGAUGCUAAGGAAGUUAUGGAAGUUCGUGAUGCGAAAUACGUGAACGAAACUUUGGGCUAUAUUGGAAAUUUUAAUAGAAGAAAAUUUGCAGGAGUGGUCACUGCUAUGGACGAAUCGAUUGGCAGGGUUGUUCGGGCGCUGAAUCAAGCGAACAUGUUAGAGAACUCGAUCAUCGUUUUUAUGUCUGACAAUGGUGCACAGACCGAGGGAUUAUUAGAGAAUUAUGGAUCAAACUAUCCUCUGCGAGGGUUGAAAUUUACGUUGUUCGAGGGUGGAAUUCGUGGGACAGCUUGUAUAUAUUCUCCGUUAAUAAAAAAUCCCUCUAGAGUCAUUAAUAAAUUGAUUCAUAUCACGGAUUGGCUGCCAACGUUAUAUUCAGCUGCUGGUGGUAACUUAAAUGAUUUGAGAGAGGAUUUAGAUGGUGUUGAACAAUGGUCUACUAUCACUUCAGAAAAAGGAAAAGAUAAGCGUAAGAGUGUAUUAUUAAAUAUUGACGAAGUGAGCAAUACUUCUGCGGCGUUGAUGAAGAGAUACAAAUUGAUUAAAGGAGCAACAGCUUUAUAUGGUGAUUAUUAUGGCGAUAGUGGUGCAGAUAAAUCAUAUCCAGAAUACAAUAUUUCAAGCAUUCUACACUCCCCAACGGGUUCUGCUAUUGCUAGUAUAUCAAAUUAUAAGUUAGAUGCGAAUAAAAUAUCUCAACUCCGAAAGAAAGCGAUGGUUGUUUGCAAGAACUUUACGAGCUAUCCAAAAUGCUUUGACAAGUGUUUGUUUGAUAUCUAUACUGAUCCCUGCGAAACUACGGAUUUGUCUUCCAAGUACCCAUAUAUAGUUGACGAGAUCGAUAGCUACAUCGAACAAUACUAUAAAGUUUUGAUUCAUCAAACGAAUGUAUCACCGGAUCCAGCUUCCUACCCUGAACAUUUUAAUGGAACCUGGAUGCCUUGGGUGAAAUCAUCAGAAAACGAAAUUCUAACGGAAAUUACAGUACAAAAUUGGUAUGAAACUUUUCCCUCCCUCUUUCUCUGCCUUUUACCCAGAAUGAAGAAAGUAUUCUUCAGUCGCAGUAAAACCUUUCGAGUGACAUGUUUAUUUCUAUACUUCUACUUAUUGUUGCAUAGCAAAGACGCUACGUCAGUCUGUAUAUAUUUCACAUUCAUGGCUGCGAAAAGUAUAAUCAGCGACUUAAUGGAGACUUGUCUUCGCCUAACCGGCCUUUGGCCUAAUUGCUCAUAUAAGAUAUUGAAAUGUGGCAUUUUGAUGACAGUUUUGUUAACAUUUGUGAUACUUGAAUACUGGUACUGUAUAAUUCAUGUUAAAACUGAAUCUAUGGUGGAUCAAUUGGACAAAUUAAGUAUCGCAUUUACCAACACGGUUGUUUUCGUAAAAUUCGUUGCCAUUUGUAUUAAGCAAAGAGUUCUUGCUGAGACGCUCGCGAUUAUGGCUGAGGAUUGGAAUGAUCUUGAACAAUUCGAUAGCGAAAUAAUGAUACAAAAAGCUGCACUGUCUGCCCGUAUCACUAAAAUAACGCUAAUGCUAUUUUUCCCUACUGUCCCUUUUUACACAGCAACUAUCUUUCUUGGUCCUAGCAACAACACAACAGAAAAAAAAUUUUUGUUGGCCAUGAACUUCCCAUUCGAAUCAACUAAAUCACCUGUGUAUGAAAUAAUAGUGAGCGUACAAGUGAUCGCAGAAUGGAUAUUCGCGAUAAUCGCAGGAAUGUUCAUGGCGUUGUCCACUACAUUUGUGAUUCACGUAGCAGCUCGGAUCGAUGUAAUCACUGAGAAAUUGAAACAGGACUUAGAUAGUCGAAACGAGAAAGAAGCACGUUUAACGAGCAUGAGGAAUAUCAUAGUGAAGCACGAAAGAGUGAUCAGUCUAUCGGAGAAUAUUGAGAACCUUUUUACAAUGAUUGCAUUGGCACAGUUUCUUCUCGAUAUUACUGUCAUCUGUUUUAUCAGCUUUGUUCUUGUCACUUCGUUGGAUACUGGACAAUUUUUCACGAUAUUAUCCAGAACCUUUUCAUACUAUUUAUCUAUGAACUUUGAGGCCCUGAUACUUUGCUACACUGGAGAAUAUCUUACCACAAAGGUAAUACAUGCAGCAGCUCGGAUCGAAAUCAUAGCCGAGAAAUUGAAACAGGAUUUGGAUAGUCGAAACGAGAAAGAAGUACGUUUAACGAGCAUGAGGGGUAUCAUAGUGAAACACGAAAGAGUGAUCGUUCUAUCGGAGAAUAUUGAGAGUCUUUUCACGAUGGUUGCAUUGGCACAGUUCCUUUACGACAUUAUCGUCAUGUGUUUUAUCGGUUUCGUGCUUGUCACUUCAUUGGAUACUGGACAAUUUUUCACGGUACUAUCCAGGACCUUCUCAUACUAUCUAGCCAUCAACUUUGAGGCCCUGAUACUUUGCUACACUGGAGAAUAUCUUACCACGAAGAGUGAAUACGUUGGUUGGGUGGUGUAUAAUUCUAAUUGGUAUGAUUGGAGUGUUCAAGAGACCCGUGCACUUUUAUUAAUAAUACUGCGUUCGCAAAAGUCUUUGACUCUAACUAUUGGGAAGUUUACGACUUUAUCCCUUGUAACGUUCGCCAAUAUCAAUAGCUACAUCGAAGAAUACUAUAAAGUUUUGAUUCAUCAAACGAAUGUGUCAUCGGAUCCAGCUUCCUACCCUGAACAUUUUAAUGGAACCUGGAUGCCUUGGGUGAAAUCAUCAGAAAACGAAAUUCUAACGGAAGCUAUUUAGAAUGUUAUUAAAACUAUGUAGCCUGCGCUGGAAUACUAAUUGAAUAAAAUUAAAUUUCUGCAUCUCUAAA